AUACAAUCAUUUCUCUCUAUUCAUUUUAGGUAAAGCAGAUCAUGGAAGAAGCUGUGACCCGGAAAUUUGUACAUGAAGACAGCAGUCACAUCAUCGCCUUAUGUGGUGUGGUGGAGGCGUGUCUCCUGCACAUGCUGAAGCGCAGGGCUGCUGGCUUCCUGCGCACCGACAAGGUGGCCGCACUCUUCACCAAGGUGGGCAAGACCUGUGCCAUAGCUGGAGACGUGUGCAAGAAGGUGCAGGAGCUGCAGCAGCAGGUAGAGAGCAGGAAAAAUCAGCCAAAUGGGCAGGAACCCCUCAAAAGGCAGGGCUCAACCACAAGCAAAACACCUGUCCUGACACCUCAGGCCAUCAAGCACAUCUGGGUUCGGACAGCCUUGAUUGAGAAGGUGCUGGACAAGAUUGUGCAGUACAUUGUUGAUAACUGCAGUAAAUACUAUGAAAAGGAAGCUUUACUGGCAGAUCCUGUUUGUGGCCCAAUACUGGCUUCUCUGCUAGUUGGACCUUGUGCUCUGGAGUACACCAAGCUAAAGACAGCUGACCACUACUGGACAGACCCUUCAGCCGACGAGCUGGUGCAGCGGCACCGGAUCCACGGCACACACGGCCGCCAGGACUCCCCCUCCAAGCGCCCAGCCCUGGGAAUCCGGAAGCGCCAUUCCAGUGGCAGCACGUCAGAAGAUCGCUUUGCUGCUUCGGCGCGGGAGUACGUGGAGUCCCUUCACCAGAAUUCCCGGACACACCUUCUCUACGGCAAAAACAACGUCCUGGUGCAACCGAAAGAUGACUUGGAGGCAAUUCCUGGGUAUCUUUCCCUUCAUCAAUCAGCAGAUAGUUUGACAUUGAAAUGGACUCCAAACCAGCUGAUGAAUGGCACCCUUGGAGAUUCAGAACUGGAGAAAAGUGUUUACUGGGACUACGCAUUGAUUGUGCCACUGAGCCAGAUUGUCUGCAUCCACUGCCAUCAGCAACCAGAAAGCAGAUGGACAUUAGUGCUGGUGAGUCAGGAUGGGACUCAGAGGCCUCCGCUGCACUUCCCCCAAGGAGGGCACCUCCUCGCCUUCCUGUCCUGUCUGGAAAAUGGGCUCCUACCCCGUGGCCAGCUGGAGCCCCCGCUGUGGUCCCAGCAGGGCAAGGGCAAGGUGUUUCCAAAGCUUCGAAAACGGAACAGCAACAAGUCAGUGGACCUGGAGGAGAUGCCAGCUGAGGACACAUCCACAGACUAUGUCUUCAGAAUUAUCUAUCCUGGCCACAAGCAUGAUAACAUAACUAUUAACUACCACCACUUAGCUGCCAGCCGCUCUACCUCUGUUGACGAUGAUGAGGAGGAGGAAGAUAAGCUACACGCAAUGCUAUCAAUGAUCUGCUCUCGGAACCUCACAGCUCCUAAUAGGAUGAAAGACACCAGUGAGAUGAUAGAGAUGCAAGGCUUUGGAGCAAACCUGCUGUCAUGGCAGCUGGAGCACUGCAGCCAGGGCUCCUCCUGUGUCUCCUGUUCCAUGGGCAGCUCUCCCUACGACAUUCCCAGCUGCUGCAACUGCAUCCACGACCGAACUCCACUAAAGAUGUUGUGUGAAAGCAUGAAGAGGCAGAUCAUUUCCAGAGCUUUUUAUGGAUGGCUGGCACACUGCCGACACCUGUCCACAGUGCGCACGCACCUCUCGGCGCUGGUCAACCACAGCAUUGUGCCCCCUGCCAGCGCCACCGCCGGCCUCACCACGGAGGUGUGGAGCAAGUACCAGAAGGACAAGAAGAACUACAAGGAACUGGAAUUACUAAGAAGAGUUUACUACGGUGGGGUCCAGCAUGAGAUUCGAAAGGAAGUGUGGCCAUUCUUGUUAGGUCACUACAAAUUUGGCAUGGCCAAGAAGGAGAUGGACCAGGUGGACGCAGACAUUGCUCUGAGGUACCAGAAGGUGAUGGCUGAGUGGAAGGCCUGUGAGGUCAUUGUGAAGCAGCGAGAGAAGGAGUCGCAUUCAGCCACGCUGGCCAAGUUUUCGUCGGGCAGCAGCAUUGACAGCCAUGUCCAGCGGCUCAUCCACAGGGACUCCACCAUCAGCAAUGAUGUGUUCAUAUCUGUGGAUGAAACAGAUUCAGUGGAGCAGGAGCCCAAGGGCCAGGAGGACCCCAUGCUGACAGCAGUGCCGGCCCCCGUGGCCGUGGAGUUCGACUCACCCGACUCGGGGCUGCCGUCCUCCAGGAACUACUCAGUGGCCUCGGGCAUCCUGUCCAGCAUUGACGACGGGCAGAGCGGCUCCUUCGAGGAUGGGGCUGAGGAAGAAGCCAGCCCUGAGGCGGGAAGGACUGAGCCAGGCACACCCCGCGUGCAGAGAGCCAAGCCAGGGGUGCUGCAGUCGCAGGACUCCAUCUCAGAGGAGCAGCUGUGUUCCCAGGGGGAUUAUUUAGUGGAUGUCGCCUCUGUCUGCGCUGCGUCCUACACAAUAGAGUUAUUGGACACUGUUGCCUUAAAUUUGCACAGAAUUGAUAAAGAUGUCCAGAGAUGUGACCGGAAUUACUGGUAUUUUACUGCUGAGAACCUGGAGAAGCUCCGAAAUGUCAUGUGCAGCUAUGUCUGGGAGCACCUAGAAGUUGGUUAUGUCCAAGGAAUGUGUGACCUCCUGGCUCCUUUGAUGGUUAUUCUUGACAAUGAUCAGCUGGCCUACAGCUGCUUCAGCCACCUGAUGAAGAGGAUGAGCCAGAACUUCCCCAAUGGAGGUGCUAUGGACAUGCACUUUGCCAACAUGCGGUCCCUUAUCCAGAUUCUGGACUCAGAACUUUUUGAAUUGAUGCACCAGAAUGGAGAUUACACUCAUUUUUACUUCUGCUAUCGCUGGUUCCUGCUUGACUUUAAAAGAGAAUUGUUGUACGAGGAUGUAUUUACAGUGUGGGAAGUUAUUUGGGCAGCAAAGCACAUCUCUUCAGAACAUUUUGUCCUUUUCAUUGCCUUAGCACUUGUGGAAGUUUAUCGAGAGAUUAUCCGUGAUAACAACAUGGACUUCACUGAUAUCAUCAAGUUUUUUAAUGAAAUGGCUGAGCACCACGAUGCUGCAGAGAUCCUGAGGAUAGCCAGAGACCUUGUCUACAAAGUGCAGACACUGAUUGAGAACAAGUGACCAUGGACAGGCUGUCCCUGGGGCCUCGCUGUCAGCCACUGGAUGGAGCAUUCCUUGCACUGUAAUUCCAAAUGGUGUUUUAAUUGCAUCUUCCAUGUAAUGUAAUAAAUAGUGAGGAGAUGGUAACAGACUUUUAAAACUCAAA
Molecule: messenger RNA, 3258 nt
Organism: Cyanistes caeruleus (blue tit)
Lineage: Eukaryota; Metazoa; Chordata; Aves; Passeriformes; Paridae
Source: RefSeq, a predicted model, not a curated record